AAAAAAAAAAAAAAAAAAAAAAAAAAGAGAGGAAAAAAAAAGAGUUAGGGUUUUGUUCAUCACUGCUUUUGACGCAAGCUAGGCGAUUUGUGAGAGGAGGAGGCAUGGGUCAAUCAUUCGAAGGGUGGACAUCGUGGGUCGAAGAUGCAUAUUUGCUGUGUACGCCUGAAGAUCCUGAGUGCUUGAAUCAUCACUACAUCACACGAACCGAGAAAGACGAGCCUCAUUACUCAGUAGAUGAAGAAAUUGACAUGAUGAACGCACAAAUCGAAGCUAGCGAGGGAUUCGAUAUUGAUUUCUCGAAGUUCCGAUGUCUGUUCAACUACCAUCUUGUUGAUCCUGAUGAUUACGAUUUCCUUGUGGAUCAACAAGAAACCAACGGCGAGUUCAUGAAGAGGCUUUCUCAGGAAUCCCUUCAGCGCUACAAUAACGAAUCGUGUACGAAAUUGGAGUUUCUCGAGGUUGUCAAAGCCAAUUUUCACGGAUCUUGUGGAUAUAUGUUUCUCAUCACGUUUCAAGUGUUUGAUCCCUCUGAUAACCAGGAAAAAACCUUCCAAGCUAGGAUCCGUUACACUUCACACAGCCCGACUGAAUUCGUCUUUUGUAGGCCGAAACCAGAUUCACAAGAUAUCAAAGUGGACUCUGAUGAAACCUCAGAGGAAGAUGUCAAAGGUUGACGUAGGAGCUUUUAAAUCCCCAGGACUGAGAUGUGAGAGAUGUAAUUUUCUGUAAUUUUCGUCCUGAUCUUUUUCCUGUAAUUUUCUGCCUGCUUUUUAGCUCCGAUUAUGACUUUGACUUGCUUUUGGGAGUUGUAAUGCCGCUACAGUGAACUUAUUACAUAUGGGUGUUGUUGUGUUGCUACGAUAUGAGCUUAUUGUGGGUGUUAGUGCACUAGUUUAACUAUUUUCUA
Molecule: messenger RNA, 910 nt
Organism: Camelina sativa (false flax)
Lineage: Eukaryota; Viridiplantae; Streptophyta; Magnoliopsida; Brassicales; Brassicaceae
Source: RefSeq, a predicted model, not a curated record